CAUGAGACAAUAUUAUUGGCAUAAUAUUAAUUAUAGGACAUUUUUUUAGAAAAACAAAGUGCAUACACAUACAUCACAUAUUUAUUUAGCAUUUAAAAAAGGAGAUGGGAACCUGCUGUUCUUGCAUAUUUUAGAUGUCUACCUGCCAUGAAUGAAACUCAAAAACCAUUUGCUUGUUGCGAAAAAGACUGUGAAAUGACUUUCACUAAUGAAGAUCAUUUAAACUGGCAUCAAAAAAAGCAUGACAUGAUACUGAAUUUGGGAGUAACUAAAAAUGAUGUUGCUGAUCAGACUCCGACCCCUACAAGAUUCAUAAGAAAUUGUGAAGAAGUUGGUUUAUUCCAAGAUCUACAGAAUGUUAAUCCAUUUGAUGAAUUUUUUAAAAAGGCUGUAGAACUGGCAAAGAAUGGCGGAACUUUGGAGGUACCUGAAACAAAUUCCGAUGAUACAUUACAUACGCCACAUAUAUUACCACAUGUAGAAGAGAAUCGAAAAAAGAACAAUGUAAACUCUAGUCAAGAUGAUAAUAACUCCCGAUCUAAUGAAUUUUCCCUUAAUACUGUAAUUCCAAUAGAAGAUGUUUGUACAAAUGAAAGUAAUGAAGAAGAAUGUGAUACACCAGUUAUCGUUAUAGAUGAUGAGAGUGAUAACGAAAAAGACAUUAAGAAGCGUAUUAAGGAAGCCCUACAGAAUAAAGAGAAACAAAGAAUGGAAAAAGAAAAUUACACAAAUGCUGGGAGUAAUAACACAAUAUCCGUUAUACCAUUUCAAAAUUUAACCGUGGCGGAAAAAGAAAAAGCUAAAACUAUAACGGACAAAAAUAAGAGUCCGACUGUUGAUGAUAAUAGAGAAAAAAUUAGGGAAAUGAACAGAGCAGCACAAAUUAGAUGUCGAAAGAGAAAACAAAUUCGGUGGAAGGAAAUGGAGGAGGAAAUAUUAAUACUAAAAGACGAAAAUAAAAGAUUACGGAUGGAAAAUUAUAACUUGCAAUGUCAACUCAUACAAAUAAAGAAAACCUCGGAUAACGGUACUGUUUCUCCAGCAGCGACAACAUUGCCAGUAUUGCCACAAAUUCUUCCUAAAUUGAAUAACACGACAAACCCAAUCGUUAUUCAGAUAUUACCAGGUGCAUCGAAUGCAGUUCCUGUCAAUGAGAAUUCAAUAUCUAACAUAAAAAUUGAAAACGUGUGCUCCAUAUCUAGCUCUAACAGUGACUCUGUGCAGAAAACGAAGAAAAAUCUGCGUAAAAUCAUUCCUAAAAUUAUCAUUGAAAAUUGAUAUUUUUAUAAGGCAGCUACUAAAAUAUAUGUGUAUUUUAACAUUUUUUAUUAGUCUUAAAAUUCUAAGUUACAAGAAAACUAGUGAGACAUGCCAAAUUUCCAGUGAACAAUUGUAUAAUAAGGAAUCAUUUUAUUCGCAAUUUCAAUAUAUUCAUGUAAAUUAAAGUUAAAUUCAUGAGACGCUACUGCAGAAUAAUUUUUAGCAGUCAUUAAAUAACUAUAGUGUCUUUCUUUUAGUAUAUACAUUUGUUUAAUAUUUUAUAAAUGUUGAGUAUUUUAUUAAACUUUUUAUUGUAGCUGUCGUAGAAGGAAAA
Messenger RNA from Anoplophora glabripennis (Asian longhorned beetle), 1594 nucleotides. RefSeq lists its product as uncharacterized. Lineage: Eukaryota; Metazoa; Arthropoda; Insecta; Coleoptera; Cerambycidae. Gene Ontology annotation, molecular function: DNA-binding transcription factor activity, RNA polymerase II-specific; cAMP response element binding. The coding region runs from base 148 to 1278 and encodes 376 amino acids. The record is from RefSeq and is a predicted model, not a curated record. The transcript is spliced from 2 exons. Gene Ontology annotation, biological process: regulation of transcription by RNA polymerase II.